Molecule: messenger RNA, 1161 nt
Organism: Phaeodactylum tricornutum CCAP 1055/1
Lineage: Eukaryota; Bacillariophyta; Bacillariophyceae; Surirellales; Neidiaceae
Gene: KCT1
Product: beta-ketoacyl-coa thiolase
Exons: 1
Coding region: 1-1161 (386 amino acids)
Biological process (GO): fatty acid beta-oxidation; phenylacetate catabolic process
Cellular component (GO): peroxisome
Molecular function (GO): acetyl-CoA C-acyltransferase activity
Source: RefSeq, a predicted model, not a curated record
AUGAAGAAAGAUGACGACGAUAUAGUGAUCGUUUCGGCGUUAAGGACUCCUAUGUGUCGUUCGCGCAAGGGGGGACUCGCAAAUGUACUUCCCUCGACUUUAUUCCAGACGGUCUUGGAAGCGACACUUCAAGCAACGCAGCUCCCUCCUCGUGACGUGGAAGACAUUGUCGUGGGAAAUGUUCUCAUGCCCCCCUCCGGAUUUGCUGCCCUCCGCAUGGCUCAAAUUAUUUCGGGGAUUCCCGAAACGACGUCCUUGCAAACGGUCAACCGACAGUGUGCUUCCGGACUACAAGCUGUUGCCAAUGUUGCAAACAGCAUCGCUGCUAACGAGAUUCAGAUCGGUAUCGGUGCCGGGGUCGAGAGCAUGAGCCUAUAUCCGAUGAAUACAAUCAAACCGCCGCAAGUGGACUGGGAAACAAUGCAGACUUCCCGAACAGCCAUGGAUUGUCUUUUGCCGAUGGGAAUUACCAGUGAAACCAUCGUUCGAAAAUAUGGUCUGAAACGGGAAGAUUUGGAUGCUUUCGCGGUAACGUCGCAUAAGAAGGCUUCGGCAGCCCAACGAUCCGGAAAAUUCUCUGCUGAGAUUGUGCCUGUCGGUGACAUAUCACAGGAUGACGGCAUUCGCCCUGAUGCCGAUUCAGCAACCUUGGCUCGUCUCAAACCUGCCUUUUCCAAAAGCGGUGUUACGACAGCAGGAAACUCUUCUCAAACUACGGACGGUGCCGCAGCAGUCGUACUUAUGAAACGAAAGGAAGCGCAGCGACGCGGAUUGAAAAUCAUGGGUGUCUGGCGCGGCUAUGCGACAGCCGGAGUACCGCCACAAAUUAUGGGCAUUGGACCAGCCGUCGCCAUUCCGAAAGUUUUGGAAUUGACUGGGUUGUCCAAAAGUGAUAUUGACCUGUUUGAGAUCAACGAAGCCUUCGCGUCUCAGGCCACUUGGUGCGUGGACGAGUUGGGUUUGGAUUGGGACAAAGUCAAUCCCAAUGGCGGUGCUAUUGCCCUCGGGCACCCCUUGGGCUGUACCGGAGCGAGAAUGGUCGCCACGCUCUUGCACGAACUUCACCGCCGCAAGCGAAGAUAUGGUGUCAUAAGCAUGUGCAUCGGCACCGGGAUGGGGGCAGCCGCCAUAAUUGAAGCUGAACCAAGUUCUAGUCUGUAA